UGACCGUAAAAAAUAGAAACUUCCAAGAUGGCCGAGUCCGUGGACUCCAUGCAUUUCACAGCAAACAGCAAAACAAAUUACUCCAAACCACUGAUAACCAAACGCCCACCGGAGAGCCGACCGCAGUCUUCCAGCGACAUUUACUCGCCACCCGUCAAGAAGGUCCGGGUAGAGGAGAAGGGCCUGAAGCACAGGAGAGUUAACGGAGAAGCCUGCGCAGAGGAAAAUCACAACGGGAAGCAGAGUUGUGGGAGCCCAGCGAAAUGGAGUUUCGGCCCGGCCGAGGCGAGCCACUCCACUGCUGCUGCUGUGCCAACGACCCCCGCACGGAAAAUCUUCAAAAUCAGCAACUUCCUCGCGUCGCCUCCAAAAGUAAAAAAGGCUAAAGAUAAACGGCAUAAAGAGAAAGAAAAGGGUUGCGACGUGCAGCGGAGCUCCCUCGCGGGUGUGGAGAGACUGAGCCCAGCUAGCUGCCAUACAAAGACCGAGAACGGCAACGAGAAAAUGCUCCAGAGAGAUCAUCAUAUGAAGGAAAAGGACAGAGAAAAGAAGAAGAAAAAAGACUUGAAAAAUCAUAAGCUACAGCCUGUCAGCGACAUUGUAAGAGAAAACGGAGACGUUAUUUCUCCCCAGAAAGAGCCUAAAGAGAAGCCCGAAGCCUUUUCGGAGAAUGACCUCCUGCUGAGGAAGCUCAAGAAGAAAAAGAAAAAGAAGCACAAAGACGAGGAGCGAAUUCGAGAGAGGUACCGACCAAAAAUGUAUCACCGCUCAUGUCAGACGACGUGUUCAGGAGUAUCUCUGGGUCUGUCUGAAUUCCUUAAACAAAUGAAUGGUAAUGACAGCAGCAGCGGCCUGCUCCACCCCUCUCCUGCACCACCGCACCAUCAGGAUCCUAUGUGUGCGCCUAGUUCCAUCUCCAUGGCCAGAGGUGGACUAGGCUACACCUCACCACUCCACUGCGCCACAGUGCCGGGCAUGUCCAGUCUGGAGUUCAGUCCGAUGAUACAUUUGGAGCAGCAGGCCAAUGGUGGAGCAUUGGUAGUCCAUGCCUACAUGGAACAGCUCGCUGUUUUAACCCCAGCUGAGAUGCAGCGCUUUGCUGAGGAGUUUGUGGCGUUGUCAUUCAGUGAGGGUGAGGACCAUGCCGCCUAUUUUGUGAUGGGAAUCAUUCAUGGAGCGGCCUCUUAUCUACCGGACUUCCUGGAUUACUUCUCCUACAACUUCCCAAACUCACCAGUCAAGAUGGAGGUGCUCGGGAAGAAAGACAUAGAAACAACCACCAUGGCCAACUUCCACACUCAGGUGAAGCGGACAUAUUCCCAGGGAACCUAUCGAGCUGGGGCCAUGCGGCAGGUCAGUCUAGUUGGAGCUGUGGAUGAAGAGGUUGGAGAUUACUUUCCAGAGUUCAUCAGCAUGUUGGAACAAUCUCCUUUCCUGGAGCGGACUCUACCUUGGGGGACCUUCUCCAGUCUGCGGCUGCAGAGCCCCACUGAAAGCGAUGAUGGCCCCAUCAUGUGGGUCAGACCUGGAGAACAGAUGAUCCCUUUGGCAGAUAUGCCCAAGUCACCCUUUAAAAGGAAAAGGUCUACCAAUGAGAUAAAGAACCUGCAAUACCUGCCCAGAGCCAGUGAACCCCGGGAGAUGCUGUUUGAGGACAGGACAAGAGCCCAUGCUGAUCACAUCGGUCAGGGCUUUGAGAGACAGACUACCGCUGCUGUCGGUGUGCUGAAAGCUGUGCGAUGCGGAGAGGACAGUGACGUUCCUGCUCGAAUCACCAAAGAUGUUGUGUGUUUCCAUGCUGGAGACUUCCCAGAUGUGGUCAUGAGGCUGCAGCUCGACCUUCAUGAACCUCCGCUGUCUCAGUGUGUACAGUGGAUUGAUGAUGCCAAACUCAACCAGUUACGGAGGGAAGGCAUCCGCUAUGCGCGCAUCCAACUUUACCAUGACGACAUCUACUUCAUCCCCAGAGGAGUCGUUCAUCAGUUCAAGACGGUGUCUGCCGUCUGCAGCCUGGCCUGGCACAUCCGACUAAAACAGUACCACCAACACGAACAGAGGCAGGACGAGCAGGAGUUGAAGGAAGAGAAGUGUGCUCGCACAGAAAUCACCCUUUGCAUCAAGGAGGAAGACAAGGAGGCAGGGGUAGAGAAGUGCGAACCUUCUGUUCAGACAAAGGCUGAGCCGGAGGAAGAGGACGGUCGAGUGACCACACGGAUAACAGAACAGGAGGAAAAGGAGCAUAAAGCUGAGGCCAGGGAGUUGGCGAUGACGCAAUCGGUGCUUUUUGUCAGAAAGGAGACAGACGGAGGAGCACUCCCUCAUACACUCAUAGAACCCAAAGUAGAGCAAGUUGAGAAAGAAAGUGCCCUGGGAGUAGAGAGCACACGUGCAGACGCAUGUCCGAUUCAGAUGAAAAUCCUGGAGGAGGGUGUAGCGGACGGCCUGCCCUUAAAACCACUACAUCAAAUUAAGAAAGAGAACAAUAUGGAGGAAGAGAAGCAGCUAAGAAUAACAGCGCCAGGUGUUAAAGAGAAAACAAGGGACUGUGCAGCAACCACUUUGAUUUCAUCACCUGUCAAAAAAGAUAGAGACAAAGUAAAAAGAGAGAAGGAUGAAAAAGAGAGGCAGAAGGAGAAAGAUAGAAAGGACAAGGAUAGAAGUAAAGAGAAGGACAGGGAGAAAAAGGAGAGGGGGAAGGAAAAGAUGAGGGAGCAGGAGAAAGGAAAGGCCGAGUCAGGAAGAGACGGCAGUACAUCCACACAGGUGAAAAAGAAAGAGGAAGAGGAGCGGGUAAAAGACGGCAGCAAAGCCCCUCAAAUGAUGGUUCAUGCGCAGAAAGAGGAGAAGUGGGCGAAGGGGUGGGAGUCAAAAACACAACACCCACAGGUCAAAAAAGAGAAGGAGCACGAUAAAGACAGAGGGGCCACACAGGUGGCGUCCCACUUACGACCAGACAGAGACGAGUCUCGAGAGACAGUCUCCCAGAAACACAAGUCUUCACAAGGUAAGAAAGAGAAGAGUGGGCACAGGGAGAGCAAAGAGGGCAGCACAUUGAGUUUACAGGGGGUGCAGUCCAAAUCAGGAAGAGAAGACGGGAAGACCACAUCGUCAAAACCUGCAAACCCUCUGAUUAGGAAGGAAGGGAAAAGGGACAAAGACGGUAGCGGUAAGGAUGAGAGGAAGAAGCCUUUCUCUGGUCCCACACCACCAGAAAACAAACCGCCACGGACACUCAUAACCUUUGACCUCUUCAAGCCAAUGGAGGCUCACCAGACACUUGCCCUUUCCUUCACGGACAGUCGGCCUAAGACUCACCACCACGGUGACUCUCGAGGGUCAUCCUCCAAGCCUGGAUCUGAAGGUCGGACGCUCAUGUCCUCCAAAGGACCAAAAAUAAAGGACUCGACUCAGAGAAAACCCGCCACACCUCUACAGGACACAAGGCCACAGCAGCACUUGAUAAAACAGCCCCUGAAGACACACACGCCUCACACAGAAAAAGACCUGGUGAUGUGAUCGUCCUGGUCUGGUUUUCAUUUUUACUGUACAAUUUAUCUCGAGGCUUUAAAAAAUGUUUGGACAUGUGUCCUUCUUUUGGACAUAAACUGGUCUUUUCAAACUUAGCAAAAGAUUAGUGGGUACAUUCCUUAUGCAGUGAGAAGAGGACUCACUCUCCAAGUGUUGGCUUAAAGGGUCUGUUAGCGAAUGUAUGUAGGCUACAUCAAAAUGUUAAGUGACCUGUGUGCCUAUGCACUUCUUAGCUGUGCUCUUAAAGCACCUAUUUAUGGUACUUGACCAGUCAAUCUGAGAACAACUCAACAUAGGACUUAAUCAGUCACAUUUUUGGGGGAAAACGAUGUCAACACUUCAGCUAACGAGUUAUCUCUGCCAUGUUUUCUUUAGACUUUGGGAUUUUGUUAAUCAUGACACUCGGAAAAAAAAUGAGCAGCAGUUCUUUUCAGACUGGUCUCAAACCUACAGGGCUGUAUAUGAUACUGUAUUUACCAAAACUGUACAGUAUAGAUGUUAUUAGCAUCAAUGUGAGAAAAUGUAUACAGAAAUUGCAUAUAUUUUUUGUAAGAUGAUUUUUAUUUUCCAUAGAACCUAUUUAUAUUAUUUACUGUGUUUUUAUUUGCAACCAAUGUACGUGAAGAUUUUGUUGUAAAUACAUUUUAUUUCCUAAGAUAGGACUUGGUAGUGUGAUCAGAACCACUCAAUAAAUGGUUCAAAAUA
Messenger RNA from Cynoglossus semilaevis (tongue sole), 4233 nucleotides. RefSeq names its product round spermatid basic protein 1-like. Gene Ontology annotation, cellular component: nucleus. The record is from RefSeq and is a predicted model, not a curated record. The transcript is spliced from 8 exons. Bases 28 to 3516 code for a protein of 1162 amino acids. Lineage: Eukaryota; Metazoa; Chordata; Actinopteri; Pleuronectiformes; Cynoglossidae.